GUUCUAACUGCGCGUGUGAAUGUUAAAGUCCUGGUCUGCGACAUUGCUCAAAAUAACGGCACAACUACAACCUAAUUCCACAUCUGCCACAAUAUCAAUCCACCACCACCUACACAUGUGUAUCACAGCUGUGCAGCGCGUCUUUCAGUCAGAACCUCUGGCGUGCAGUAAUCUGGCAAACUCUUUCCCCUGCGACAUAGAAACGCUCGCCAUCGCCCGCGGGCUCUACCAUCAUGCCUCGUAAACGCACCCGCGACGAGAUGGAGGCGUCUCCGCCAGAAGAAAAGAAGCAGGAACCCGGAUUGCUUCAACGGAUACGGAACAUGUGGGAAUUUGCCUCCGUGAUGCAAUACAUCUUCAUGUUCGGCAAGGCCGUCAAGAUUGACGACGAUUUUGACAUCGAGGAUUUCGAGAACGAGUGCCUGAAGCCAGGCUAUUCCGAAAAGCUUGAAGAAAUCGGCCUGACCCUGCUCAAAUGGAUCUCGUCUCAUCGGGGGCUCAAUUAUGACAUCUGGGAUGAGUACACUCGACGGCAAUACUUGGCAAAAGCACCACAUCUUAACCCCUACGGCGAUGAAGAACAGCCCAAGCGGUUUCGCGACUUUGACAUCUUCACCAAAAUCAGAGUCCUGCACCAAUUGACGGUGUGGACCUUCUGGAAUCCCGAUCGCAUUAGAGAGAAGAUGCCUGAACAUCCGCGCGAAGUGGAUCAAACCGAAUGGCGUAUCGAAGAGUUCGGUUACGAUAGACAUGAUCGGCAAUAUUAUCUCCUCGAUGAUAAUCGAUUCUAUCGACGCACUGACCCUCCUUUGCCCGCCGCUCCGAAAGCGAAACCCAAAGCCAACUCCAAAAAGGCCAUUGCUGCUAGGCGCAGAGAGAGCAAGCGGUUAAAGCUGGAAUCUCAGACACCGGACGUGGAAGACCAACAAGAUCAUAACAACGAUGACACCCAGGCGACCGAAGAUAAGAAGCAGGAAAGCUGGGAGGUCGACACGUUUGGUGGUUACAAAUGGGAGUGCAUCGCCAUUACUCUUUCGGAAUACCAAGAACUAUGCGAAAGUCUCAAGAAAUCCAAGGACCCCAACGAGAAGGCCCUACGAGACAGACUUAUCGAAGAGGUCAUUCCCGUCAUUGAAGCUGCCGAGGAGAAACAGCGACGGAAGAUUGAGAGACGUGAGCGCGAGCUCAUGAUGAUGGAGAAGAUGGUGGGCGCCAAACGAUCUAGCCGACUUGCAGACAAACAGGAAAGAGAACGACGAGAGGCGGAACAAGCAGAAGCCGAACGCAAGAGACAGGAAGAAUUGGCUGCUGCUCGUCGUGAACAAGCAAGACAGGAGAAGAUGGAGCGCGAGAGACAGUAUCGAAUGAUGACCCGAGAACAACGAAUCAAGGACCGAGAAUACAAACGACUGCUCAAAGAGGAAGAGCUUGCUAGAGACUCGCUCGAGCAGAAACGGAUUGAAGAAGGUCAAAUUCGAGGGUCCGGUCGACAUCUUCAGGACCGCAUCGAAAAGAACAAAAAGGAACUUGAGGAACUCAACGCCGAGGAGGAUUGGACUUUUGAUUGCUCGGGGUGUGGCAUGCAUGGAAAGAACUUUGAUGAUGGUUCUCACAGUGUCGCUUGCGAGAGAUGUAAUGUCUGGCAACACAGCAAAUGCUUGGGCAUAUCCAAACUCGCAGCCGAGAAGGAGGACUUUCAUUUCAUCUGCAACGAUUGCAAGCGCAAGGAAGAAGAUGCGAAGAAGCCCAAGAUCUCUCUCAAGUUCAAAGUCGGGCCGUCCUCGUCGCCAGUCCCACCAAGUCCGCCGCAACCGAAGUCGACAUUCGCGGGCGUUGAGAUUCCCAAACAGGAGCAGCAGGAUGGCGUCCAGUCACCAAAUCAAGCGUCAGCUACCAAUGGCUAUCAACCGCAUUCGUCGCCACCUGCACCGUCCAUCACUUCUCCAUCUCGUCCACAGAACGCCGAUGUUAAGCAACAUACCUCUUCGGGCCAUCCUCACAGUCCUCCUCAAGAUAUCAAGCCUGCGGGACUUCAAAAUGGGUGGCCUCAAACAAACGCCACUUCCCAGCAACAACCGUAUUCUUCUCAUUCUUCGGCUGGAAAUCAGGAUACUAAGCAGCCUCAUCCAACUCCUCAAACCGCGCCUAGCAGUUCCGUGGAUUCCAGUGGUACUGCACGUCAAUACCAGGAUACUGUCCAAAAUCAGGCAUCAUUUGCAGCCGCACAGAGCACUCCUCGUCAACCAUCCCAGCCUCUUGUGAACGGUCAGUCGAUGAACAACGCCGGCCGCCUUCCAUCUCCAGUGAUUAACCGUCCGACCAUGUCUCCAACACAAGGCAAUAUGGAUGUUGGACCCGUUGCCGGCAUUCCUCAAAAACUUGAAGCUUCUGACGCAGAGCAACGUACAGGGGUUAGCACUGAAUCUUCUAUGAACGGCUAUGCACACGCAACUCCCAAUGGCGUGAUACAGCCGCAUGCCACACCACGCGGGCCGAACCAAUUUCAUCAAGCACAGACUCCAAGCACACAGCCGUUUUCAGGUCUUUCUCCCAAAAAGCAGCGGACACCGGUCCCGGCUGCUCCGACACCCAUGAUUCCGCAGAAAUCAAACCGAAUGUCACCUCCUCUGGCAGCUCUGUCCCAGCCUGCUGCUUCGAAGCUACCUGGAUCAGUGGAGAAGAGAACCGUCAGCGGUACACCCAUUUUCCCUCCUGUCGAGAAUUUGAGACCGAGCCCAGAGCAGUUGAGGAAUAUGAGCAGUACGGAACCUGUUCCGACGCCUAGUAAGCAACCUCAACCAGCUGUUCAUCAUGGUGAAGGGACUGCUCGGGGAAAUGCUCUCGGACAGGAUACAGCCAUGACUGACGACCGCCAAUGAAUGGUCGGUACGAUACCCUAUUGACACUAUCACGUGCUCCGGCAUGUGGUAAACGACGACAAGUCCGAACAGUGGGGUGGCUGAUUGAUGCUGAGGUGCAUGAUUGAGAUGAUGAUGGCGGAACCAAGCCAUUGAUGUGUUAUGAUUAUUUUACCAUGCUGGGGUCUUGUUUUUUGUCCGUCCAGACCAUGAUCUUCUGGGUAGACAAAUGCGGUUUUGACAGCGUCUAGAAGGGCUAUUAGAGGCAGUCACUCUCGAAACAUGCAUGGGCGUGGGCAUGAAUAUGGAUAUGCGCAGAGGCAUGGCCUGCCAGUGGGCCAACAAGGCUCGAAUGGAUGUAUGAGUUCGAUUUUACUCGGUCAAGCAGCAGCAGCAGAUCCCCAUCAAUGAAUGAGUAGAUUAAUUUGUUGCGAGCAUUAAAAGACAAAACUGGUUUGAGCUUCGAUGUCAAAUUGAGGCUAUUAAUAAAUGCUGGUACCUUCCAC
Molecule: messenger RNA, 3364 nt
Organism: Exophiala dermatitidis NIH/UT8656
Lineage: Eukaryota; Fungi; Ascomycota; Eurotiomycetes; Chaetothyriales; Herpotrichiellaceae
Product: DNA-directed RNA polymerase
Exons: 5
Coding region: 234-2879 (881 amino acids)
Biological process (GO): regulation of DNA-templated transcription
Cellular component (GO): RSF complex
Source: RefSeq, a predicted model, not a curated record